Molecule: messenger RNA, 716 nt
Organism: Owenia fusiformis
Lineage: Eukaryota; Metazoa; Annelida; Polychaeta; Sabellida; Oweniidae
Source: the annotation of a GenBank genome assembly
ACAGAUUGAUAGUUGCACUCAUUGACCCGACAGCAGAUCAGCGUGGUUUGCAAACUUCUAAUCUUACCAUGUCGUUCAGAGGAAGAGGGGGUGGCGGAGGCUUCAGAGGCGGAGGUAGAGGAGGAGGUGGUCGAGGUGGCCGAGGGGGAGGAAGAGGUGGUUUCAACAGAAGCUUUGAUCAGGGACCACCAGAUACAGUUGUUGAACUAGGCAACUACAUGAUGCCGUGUGAGGAUGAUGUUGUUUGCAAGUGUACCAAUGCCAAAGUUCCAUACUUUAACGCACCAGUCUUUCUACAGAAUAAACAACAGAUCGGCAAAAUUGAUGAAAUAUUCGGACCAAUCAGGGACUUUUAUUUUUCUGUAAAAUUAUCAGAUGACGUAAAAGCUGCCUCAUUCUCAACAGACCAAAAGUUUUACAUUGACCCAUAUAAGUUGCUGCCAAUGGACAGAUUCCUGCCAGGUGCUAAGCCCACUGGAGGCAGGGGUGGCAGAGGGGGAAGAGGUGGCCGUGGUGGACGCGGCGGCGGAGGCAGAGGAGGUGGGGGUAGGGGCAGAGGUAGCUUUGGGGGAGGAAGAGGGGGUGGCUUUAGCGGAGGAAGAGGGGGUGGGGGAUUUAGAGGUCGAGGAGGUGGUGGUGGUGGGGGUGGAUUCAGAGGGGGGUCUAGAGGUGGGGGAGCUGGUGGUAAUUCAUUUAAAAGAAUGAAGUUUGACUAA